AUGUUUUCACGACCAGCAACAAACGCCCUGAGGGGUGGCCUCUCCUCACGAACGGGUGCUACACGAUGUCUUUCAUCAAUUUCACAGGCUGGCAGACGACCUCAGAUGCACUCCCACGCCCGAACAUCACACAACCAGAAUUGGCAACAGUCCCGCGGCAAAGCUUCAUUUACUCGUGGUGCCAAAGAGCUUUGGGCCGCCCAUCCCUACCUCGUCUCGUUGGCCGCGGCCACCAUCCUCGCCGGCUCCGCUGGAAUCGCCUACGCCAACUACCUCUACUCGACCUACAUCAUCGCCUCGUUCCACAACUACCCCGAGCCCGUUGCGCAAAAGCUGCGUCGAGCCAUCUACUACACAAACAUCGACCUCGACCCCAAGAACGCCCUCAAGUACUACAAACAAGGCCUCGAGAUUGCCAAUGAGCUCGGCAUGGACCCCUUUUCCAACGAGAUCAUUGGCGUCAAGAUCCAGGUCUCUGCGUUGAUGGAGAAGAUCCAAAACUACCCCAAGGCUAUCCAGGUCCUCGAGAUUCUUAGAAACGAUUGUCUGGCUUGGGAAGAGAAGUUUGGUCGGCUCGAAGACCACAAGGAGAAGCGUACUCGCAUCAUGAAGCAGCUCGUCGCCCUCUCUGUCAAGCUCGGCGAUCUAUACUCCAACCAAUACAUUCAGGACGGAAAGGCUGCCGAAGAGAGACUCGUUUGGGCCUUGGAGACUUCUCUGCGGGAGAAGCAGCGUAGACGAGAGCCUGGUGUCUUGGAGAAAGAGGGCGAGUGGAUGUCCGACAACGAGAUGGGCGCAUCUAUGGAGGCUCUUGCACACAACUACGAAGAUCAAAACAAGCACUACCUAGCCGUUCCUCUCUUUCUGCAAGCCUUGAACUUCAAGUCGGACAAGGAUUGCCAUUCCGUCAUUCUCAUGAACAAUCUGGCCAUCUCCAUCGCUCAGCAAAACCCCCCUCCCAGCUCAGAGACAAAGCCCCCGUCACAAGCUGUACUGGUCGAGAACGCAAAGCAAUGGGCUCAAAAGGCUCUUGAUCUCGCUGCUGAUAUUCAGCCGCCAGCUCGUGACGAGGAAUGCGAUGUAGGCUGCGCUGUUGCACUACACAACCUCGGUAUGUACCAUGUCCCUGCUUCACCCACAUACAUUACUAACAAUCUACCAGGCGAGUUCGCCGAGAUGAACAAAGACAUCAUCGAGGCAAAGAAGCGUUACAAGGAAGCCGUCAGUCUUGCCAGAGCCAUUGGCUUCGAGGACGGUCUCGAGAACAGCUCUGCUGCGCUUCGACGUUUGUCAUAG
This is a messenger RNA of Aureobasidium subglaciale EXF-2481, 1296 nucleotides long. RefSeq lists its product as uncharacterized. Lineage: Eukaryota; Fungi; Ascomycota; Dothideomycetes; Dothideales; Saccotheciaceae. Gene Ontology annotation, biological process: protein quality control for misfolded or incompletely synthesized proteins. Bases 1 to 1296 code for a protein of 431 amino acids. The transcript has a single exon. Gene Ontology annotation, molecular function: misfolded protein binding. Gene Ontology annotation, cellular component: i-AAA complex. The record is from RefSeq and is a predicted model, not a curated record.